Molecule: messenger RNA, 283 nt
Organism: Scutellospora calospora
Lineage: Eukaryota; Fungi; Glomeromycota; Glomeromycetes; Diversisporales; Gigasporaceae
Source: the annotation of a GenBank genome assembly
GUGAACCUAGAGGUGAUAGUCAUUGGGAAGGAACUUGUAAGUACUAUGGAAAAUUUUAUCCACGUGCAAAACUACAAACUUUACGUACACAUCUUGCAAAUAGUUGUAAAAAAGUUCCUGAGAAAUGGCGAUGCCAUUUUAAUUAUAUUAUAGUUAAUAAUUUAGAAGAUGUUCCAACUGAUGAGCCUUAUAAUAUACAAAAUAUUACUUCAUCUUUAGUUAAACAGAAAAAAAUCGCCAAGCAACCUGAGUUAACUAAUUGGUUUGAUUCUACAAAAAUGAA